Molecule: messenger RNA, 825 nt
Organism: Penicillium subrubescens
Lineage: Eukaryota; Fungi; Ascomycota; Eurotiomycetes; Eurotiales; Aspergillaceae
Exons: 5
Coding region: 1-825 (274 amino acids)
Molecular function (GO): oxidoreductase activity
Source: RefSeq, a predicted model, not a curated record
AUGAUAUCAUUGUUUACCCGCCGCGCCUUUCGUCGAACCGACGACUACACCCCCGGCACGCCCAAAUUAAAGCUUGUCGAGGAGAAUCUACCGCUACCUCUCGCACCGACCUCGAGACGCCAAUAUCGCCAACGGUGGAAACUCGUGGCCAGUUCUACCAAAUGGUAUCUCUGUAAUGAGGCCGCUGGUGAGAUUAUCGCCGUGGGCGAGAAGGUGAAAGCCUUGGCUAUUGGAGACAUGGUCGGUCCCAUUAUUGAUACGGAGUACAUCUCCGUGCGAGAAGUGGGACAAUCCUGGCUUGCUGCAGACGAGGAUGGUGUUAUGACAGACCAUAUUGUAUUCGAUGAGGCUGUCUUGUGCACCGGGGGUGUGAGUAUGUUUGCGCUGAAACUUGCGCGAAACGCCGGACUGAGAGUUGUACUCAGCUCGUCGAGUGAUAAGAAACUCCAGCAAAUGAAAGAGAAGUUCUUGAGCCCGCCAAUUCUAGCGGUCAAUUACGCGAAGAACCCAGAUUGGCAUAAUGAGGUUCUGGAGCUUACUGGUGGUAUGGGUGUUGACAUUGUUGUCGAAAAUGGUGGAACUAGCUCCCUGGUCAAGAGCAUGAAAUGUACUCGGCGUGGUGGUAUCGUCAGUCAAGUCGGGGGUAUCAAUGCAGGGUCCAAGUAUGAUAUGGAAGAUUUUUGUGCUGCUUUGUCGGCUUGUCAGACAUCGCUUGAUGAUAGUAUUGACAAGGUCUUCCCGUUUGAGCAGGCGGAGCAGGCGGAGGAGGCAGUUCGAUAUGUUUGGGAAGGGAGGCAGAUCGGAAAGGCUGUCCUUAAGCUUUAG